GAGAAAUUGAACGAAAGAAGGGAGUUGGUUGACUGAAGCACUUUCUUUGGUCUUUGCCCAUCUUGUCUUUACUACAACAAAUUUGGGUCAAACGUUAACUUUCAGUUAAGUGAUUUGUAUGUGUGAAUGUCGUGCUGACACUUACUUAUUCAGCUAUGCACUUUCGUAUGCGUCUGAGGAUUGCCGUCAUUGGUAGGUUGUCCAUAUUUUGUUUCCUAUUUCCAUUAACUUCGCAACAGUAUGGCAGGGACUAUUACAGGCAACACUUACCUGUAAGUCCUCAGCAAAGGUAUUACCAGGAGUCAUAUCAAAGAAGCCCAUUUAUAUCGUAUAACCAACACCCCUCACACUAUUAUCAUUACCAAGAAAGGGAUAUAAAACGAAAUUAUCAAUAUCCAAAUAUCGACGGGCAGUACCGAAGGAAUGAUGGUUUGGAUUCUAGUAGACAUUUCAACCCGGAAACUGUAUAUAAAAUAACAGAAACGCUAGGAGCUUUAAAUACAGUUGGUAGAUAUUUGGUAAAUAUGACCAGAGGUGGUGGGGAAAAUCCUAAUAGUCUUUCACCAGAAGUACCAAGUGCGCUGUACACAAUCAGUAAGAAUGUCUUAGGCCCAGACGCCACAGAUACUAUAGCACCAUUUGUAAGAGAAGCACUUCCAGUAGUUAUUGAUAAAGAAAAAGAAAAAAACGAGCAUAAUGUAAGCAAAAAGGAAGUGAAAACAGCUGAUAAUAAGAAUGAUAAAGUUGAUAAUAAUGAUGAUCCAAGGGUGUGCACUACUCCAGAAGGUCCAGAAGGGUUUUGCGAAGACUUAAGCAGCUGUCCACAAUUGCUACUAAACCUAGGAAACUUGAGACAAUCUCUGUGUUUUAAAAGUCUUUUCGAACCAGGUGUAUGUUGUCCCAAGACUACACCUUCAACCAUCUUACUUUCAUCCAGUACUACUAGUACAACAACAAGUACUACUCCAAGACCAGUUACUUUUGCCGCUAUUUAUUAUAAUACAGAGAAACCUCAGACACAACAGUUAUCUCCAGUAUCAACAAUUACGCAUUUAACCAACAAUUCAAUAUCAAUUAAUAACUUUGUUUCUGAAGAAUGUGGACAGCCAGAAUCCGCUAAUUUCAGAGUUGUCGGGGGUGAAGAAGCCGCACCUGGUAGUUGGCCAUGGAUGGCAGCCAUAUUUCUGCAUGGUCCUCGUAGAAGUGAAUUUUGGUGUGGAGGAUCUUUAAUUACUGCUUCUCAUAUACUUACUGCUGCCCAUUGUACGAGGGAUUCAAGACAAAGACCGUUCGCAGCACGUCAGUUCAGUGUAAGACUAGGAGAUGUAGAUUUUAGAAGAGAUGACGAACCAUCUAGCCCUGUUAAUUUUAAAGUAUCAGAAAUCAGAGCUCAUAAACAAUUUUCUCGAGUUGGUUUUUACAACGAUAUAGCCAUUUUAAAACUGGAUAAACCUGCAAGGAAAUCAAAAUAUAUCAUUCCUCUUUGUUUACCUCCACAACAGUUGAGAAAUGAAAAAUUUGCUGGCAAGAAAACAACUGUAGUUGGUUGGGGUACUACGUACUAUGGCGGAAAAGAAAGUACUGUACAGAGACAAGCGGUACUGCCCAUUUGGAGAAAUGAAGAUUGUAAUGACGCUUACUUUCAACCAAUUACUGCAAAUUUUAUUUGUGCAGGCUACUCUCAAGGUGGUACCGAUGCAUGUCAGGGAGACUCAGGUGGACCCCUUAUGAUUCAUUGGGAUACACGCUGGAUUCAAGUGGGAGUGGUGUCUUUUGGGAAUAAAUGCGGAGAACCUGGAUACCCUGGGGUUUACACCAGAGUUACGGAAUACUUGGAAUGGAUUAAAGAAAAUACAAGGACGUAGUAAAAAUGUUGAGAAAAUUUUUAUUUAUUUAUAUGCUCACGUUACCAGUGAUACAAAUGUAGUCAUUAACUUUAAGUUAAUUUUGUAUUUAGGUUAUACAUAAUAUAAAUGAUUAAGUCAUGAAUUUGUGAUAUAUGGAAUUCAAUAUAUAAAUAGGUUAAUUUAUAUAGUUUUAAGCUAUGCCAAGUUUGAGAGAUC
Psylliodes chrysocephalus is the source of this 2063-nucleotide messenger RNA. The record is from the annotation of a GenBank genome assembly. Lineage: Eukaryota; Metazoa; Arthropoda; Insecta; Coleoptera; Chrysomelidae.